UUUCCCGCAUCAUCCGAUGUCCUGAAACUUGUACAAAAAGGAAUGACGUUUCCGUCAUUGUACGUGUGAAAAAGCUGACACAAGGAUUCGUCGUUUUCAAUCGCAGUUCACGCAGAGUAAUAAGCAAGGACUUUCAAUCCUCAAUCAUCGCAUCCGCUCAGUUCGGGAAGAGAAUUUCGAGUGCUUAGAAUCGAUAAGAAAACUGUUUCCUUGAAGGAAAAUGUGCGAUUGCUAACCACUCACUCAGCAAUGGCUACAGCAAAUAGCGGCGGUGGUGGAGCAACAAAAUCGAGCAAAGCGUUGAAAGGUGGUGGUCCUGGUGCUGCUGCUUCAGGUGGUUCGUCCAUUCAUCACCACCAGGACGACGAUGGCAAUGAAAAUCAAUACUUUUACGAGGACGAAAUUUUCUGCCUCGAUGGUAGGGGCCGUGUCCGCUUUGGGCUGGUGCUGGAGAACUUCGAGGUCAGCGAGGAGGAAGGUUUCGAAGAGGACACGCUAAAAAAGGGCGAAAUCCGAGCCUGCUGGCAUCCGGACGGGCUGGAGGAGAUUGUUAAGCAGAGCAAGGUCGGGCUGGCAGACAGGACACUGAUGCCAGGAGAUGUCGUUAGACGAAUGAUUCCCGGCAAAGAUACCCAGCGGGGCUACUGUCACGAAAUUUUUGUCAAAGCUGAUGUCAAGAUCGUCGGAACGAAGUACGUUGUUAGGAAUGUCUCCUCAGAUCGAUUGCGACCGCUGAUGUCUAUGCCAAAGGAUAAUGCCGUCUGUUUGGACUCAUGGGUUGGCAGUACCAGAAACGUUGCGGAAAAGUUGAUUCUAAAAUCUCCCUGUGGUUCACUGGUGGAAACGGGUCCAGAUUUCGAUUAUUGUGCGCUGAAAGACCCGGAAUCGCGUUCCCGAUGCGGCUACUUUUCCAGUGCCCUGUUCUAUCCCGGUCAAACGUUGGUAGUUCCACUUGGUGAGGUAGAGAACUCAAAGUGGCUCAAGACAUCAGCAGAGAUGAAACGUUCUAUGAAACGGAAGGUUCUGGAUCUGAAAUUUUCGGUCCAAAACGUUGAGCUAGAGGGUGUUUGGGUACACUGGCAGUGCAAGGCGUCUUGCGAGGAUAUCGAGGCGGAAAUGAAGGAGGGUGGCAUCCAACAACCGCCGGACUAUAUAACGGGAGACAAUUUGAAGCGUCUCAAGAAGCUCAAUCUAUUCGAAUCGUGCAUGUUGCAGAUUAACGAUAAAAAUUACUUGAAAAUCGAGGAAGGAGAUUUGUUCUGCCGCAAAAGCCAAUGGCGAAAGGAACUUAGCUCAAAGUAUCGAAAAAUGCUGAAAAGAGAGGACGAGAGCACCGAGAAUGUGAUCUGUGAUAACGAUAUGCAUAAGAUUACCGUUACCGGUACGGAAAGCGAAAACGCAUCCAAAGAGAAGCUCGAGACGGAUCGAGCGAAGCUUUGCCCAGGCGCUGGGAAAGACAGCUUGAAGGUAGGUAAAAUGCGAAGAAAUUCACCGAGACGUCUGAAUAGUAAUCCCUCGUCGACGAUUUGCAAAUUGGCUGAAAGUGACGAGUGGCAGACGGAUCCGGAGGAUGAAGAGGACGACGCAGAUGGUUGUGACUCGACUGUAUCCGACGGAGGAGGCAGUCCUAUUUCCUCAUCAUGCUCAAGCACAGUUACCCCGAGGGGUAGCCCCAAAAAAUCGCCGCUACUGGCGAAGAAGCUGCGUAAGCGUAAGAAGAGAUCAGCUUCGGCCAAUAGCAAUACGGAUCGCAUACCUGUCCCGGGCGAUGAUGUCAUCACCGAAACGCUGGUUGUGUACAGCAGUGCCACGGUUGUUUGGCAGGAUGGCACGAUCGAAACCAACAUUCCGUCCACGCAGCUCUGUCCCAUUCACCAUUUGGAUGAUCACGAGUUCUUUCCGGGAGAUUUCGUACUGGCAGGAAAUACGGAUCUCUCACACAAUCCUUCCUUCCGAGACUACGGGGUUAUUCAAAAUGUCGAUCAUCAUGGUCGAACGGCGAAGGUCAAGUGGUUUAGCACGUACACCUGUUCGGAUGAACCGCAACCGACGUACAACGGCGAAACCGAGGUCAGUGUGUACGAUUUGAAGGAUCAUCCGGAUUUCCAAUAUCGCCCGGGGACGAUCGUUAUACGAGUGGCCAACUUCAACGGGGACGAUUCCAACAGCAGUGCUGGGCAGGUCAUCGACAACUAUCCGAACGGGAUGGUCAAAGUGUGGUGGGUUGAUGAUCACGUGAGCAUGUGUUGGCCGCAGGACAUCUUCGAGGUGGGUCAGUACGACUCGGAGAAUAAUUUCUGGGGCAACGACUCCGAUAACAACUCCUGGGAGACGGAGGACGAGACUUCCGAACUGGGUGGUGUUUCGCCGCAGCGUGUCUCCAAACCGAAGCUCACCGCGAAUCUGGAACGGGCUCGUGUUGCCAUGGCACGACUCGAAGAGCUGUUCAUCAUCAAUCCUCAUCUGCAGAAUCAGGAGAUCAUGAAAAAAUUGCUCUUGGUGUACAAAAAGUGUCGAUACCUGGAUCGAUUGAUGGAUACGAGCUUCUUCCACGAGCGACACUUUAUGGGUCUGGUGGAACGCGUUCGCAAAUCCAACAAUCAAACCACGGCCGAACGGGUGCUGGAUCAGAAAAAUAGACUGUUCAAUCAAAACGGCUCGAAAGCCACCACGCCCACGGCGGAAACCCCCGGUUCGGAUCAGAAGCUUCCUCCCAGCUGCACCGCUCCUGCUUCCAAAAUACUGACCACACCUUUCAAUCCAUCCAACCUGAAUACCACCAGCUCGUUUAAAUUUCCUUCCGGCAAUAAUCAAUCCACCUCGUCGGACAUUUCUAGUAUUGAUGAGAACCACGUGGCCACAACCAGUACCAGUUCGGCUCGUUCUACAGCGGGGACAGGAGAAGAUUCUGGUAAUUUUUCCGCCAAGAGUGAUCCCGCAACCUGUUCCAACAAGAGCAGCAUGAACCAAAGCGGUAACGAUUCGCUGUUGAACGCCGAACUGGACAACGUAAACAAUCUGUACAUGAACAUCAGCGAGGACAUGAACUCAACCAGUUCGGUGUUCAGUUUCUCCCCGCAGGCGGAAAAUGUUUCCGCGAAACUAUGCUCCCUCAUCAAAGCACAGUUGGUGAAGGCAUUGCAAGAGAUCAACAUUCGCUACAGCCAGGCCGAUCUUUUCAAAGAAAUCAUCAUCGAAGAAAUUCAGUUCACGCCCCCACCGUUCGGUUCCCAUCCGAUUUCCUCCACUCCGUCGCUGUUGCCAUCGUGCGCCACCACUCCAACCGCCGCAGCAGAUCAGGACAGGCUGAAUGACGCCGCCGAAGAAAGUGCCCUUGCAGUUCCAAGUCAGAGUGUCGAGUUCACUUUCGUCGAAAGUUUCCAGGUACUCGAUUCCGCACCGUGCACCCACAAGUACCACUUAACAGUAUUUCAAACCAACAACGCACAAGGCUUCUACAAGGCAGUCCAGCGAGAACAUCGGCUGCUGCGUACUGCGCUCCCCCCGGGAGUUUGGGUGCGUACGUUCGAAGAUCGGCUAGAUCUGCUGAGCGUCAUGAUCGAAGGUCCCAAGAAGACUCCCUACGAAGAUGGGUUGUUCCUGUUCGACGUUCAAUUGGGUCAGGAUUACCCGACUGCUCCUCCGUUGUGCCACUACAUCAGCUACUGUUCAGAUCGACUGAAUCCCAAUCUGUACGAAGACGGCAAGGUGUGUGUUUCGUUGCUCGGAACGUGGUCCGGUCGGGGCACGGAGAUGUGGGGUCCCAACAGUACCCUGCUGCAGGUUAUCGUUUCCAUUCAGGGGCUGAUUCUGGUGGACGAACCGUACUUCAAUGAGGCCGGCUACGAGAAGCAGAAAGGCUCCCAGCAGGGCAAGGAAAACUCCCGGAUGUACAAUGAAAUGGUGCUACUGAAGUUGGUGCAAUCGAUGACGAAACUGAUCGGCAAUUCGCCGGAGAUUUUCCGGGAGCAAAUACUGGUGCACUUCCGUGCGCGUGGCACUGCCAUGUACCAACGGAUCAAAAGCUGGAUGGAUCUGUCGAAUGAAGCAAAUCGACUGGCGACCACCAAUGCUGAAUCUCCUACCGCGGCACUAUCCAAGGUAGCUCUCAACGGAAUUCCAUCGUCAACGGUUUCCGCGUCCGCAUCGUCGUCCACCUCAUGUGGGGCAACCGUUAUGCCCGAGUUCCCGCUGAUUCCAGCCAGUCGCGGGUUCUGCCUCACGUUGGCGGGUUUGUUGGAAAAUUUCCGAAAGACGCUUCAAACCAUCGGCGCCGAAUAACGUUAAUCAGGAUAAUCUGAACCCACCGCCGCCGCCGCCGCUGCCGUUGGCCGCCUUGCGCGAUUCCUAAUGCUCUCUCUUUAGGGUACCUACUUUUUAGAUUGUUUCGUAUUUUGUUCCCUGUUAAAUUUUGGUUCGUUACGUUCUAGUAAAUAAAUUCUGUGAAAAUAGCAAA
Ochlerotatus camptorhynchus is the source of this 4456-nucleotide messenger RNA. RefSeq names its product (E3-independent) E2 ubiquitin-conjugating enzyme. The coding region runs from base 250 to 4281 and encodes 1343 amino acids. The record is from RefSeq and is a predicted model, not a curated record. Gene Ontology annotation, molecular function: ubiquitin conjugating enzyme activity. NCBI's taxonomy places the organism in Eukaryota, Metazoa, Arthropoda, Insecta, Diptera, Culicidae. The transcript is spliced from 8 exons.